Messenger RNA from Serendipita indica DSM 11827, 1317 nucleotides. The record is from the annotation of a GenBank genome assembly. Lineage: Eukaryota; Fungi; Basidiomycota; Agaricomycetes; Sebacinales; Serendipitaceae.
AUGGAUUUUGGUUGUUCAUCCAUCGACCGGAUACCUCUCGAGGUCCUCCGCGAUGUCUUCCUCUACCAUGUGUGGUCCAACAAGUGCUCGCCACUCGAUCUGCUCUAUGUCUGCAAAGUCUGGUACUCGACAGCAAUAUCAACAUCGUCUCUCUGGGCCAAGGUCACCCUUGGUCCCACCGAAGACUUCAAGAGUCCAGAUAGAAUCCAAUGUUGCAGCCUGAAAACGUUUGCUCUGGCCAUUCGGCGAGCAGGGAGAGCAUCUCUCGACCUGACCAUUUCGAUGAGUCGAUUGAGCUUCUCCAAGGUGGAUAUCGAUGGAUUCACCAAGGAUGUUACGUCAGACUGGGUGUCCAGAUGCCACUCGCUGACCAUGAGGAGUGUUUCGGCACUCUCCGGAGGAGACCGGCUAUUGAGACUCUUCUAUACAGCAAAUUUCGUCGCAUUGGAACGGCUUGUCCUACAAGGCGUUGUAGGACCGAUUGCGUUCGAGAUGAAAGCGCUCUUCGAGCAGCUGGAAAAGACUGCAUUCCGGCUCGAGUCUCUCGUGAUGGGACGGGGCUCCUCGGAUUGGAGCGUGUCGCGUUUGCCUACGUAUCCAGGCAUCGUGGAGCGGCUGCGCUGCUUGGAAGUAGAGACCGAUGGCAAUCUCGACCUCUCGAAAGCCAGUCUCCUAGACCAGCUGGAGGUUGCCGUCAGUCAUGGAGGGAACAAGGUACUUCUGCCGACGGAUAUAGCCCUACGACAACUUACACUAGCAAACACAUUCAACUUUGCCACUUUUGAUCCUCAAGUGUACGAAUCUCUCACCCAUUUGACACUCUACACUCGCUCGUGGCUGGCGGUUAACGCAAUGAUUCCUCCAUUUCCUUCCUUGACGCACCUGUAUCUGUGCGUGAAUCCUCUAGAGGUGGAAAGGUUGUAUGCUCCUCGGCUUCAGUAUCUCAGCAUCGAAGGGCUUUUGCUACAGCCUACGGAGCUGUACCGAAGCACAGUUGGUGCAGAUUUUGAUGCAGCUGUCAUCACGGCUGGAGGAGCUCACCACCUCACCGGAGGGUCCCAAAUGAAACCAGGAAUUCCGUUUUUGAAACGGCUCCUCCUCUCUUCCAAAGCUCCCGCAAAUCCGGCACGCAAGAACGCGAUCCUCGUGAAUCUGCAUAGAGUUCGUCAAGCUCUUGCGGUUCAAACAAAGCUCGAGCGAAUCGAUUAUGGCGUAUACAUCGCUUACGACAAGACACGAGUCGCUCUUCCGCACGAGCGGCGAGAUUGGCCCGUCGAGUGGAUACGAGUGUGGUCGCGAGAGGCAAGCGUUGACUAG